GCCUGCAGUAAGCUGUUGUAUUGCCAGGAAAGUGCAGAGCAUUAACCUCAGGACAAAUACAGUUAGAUAAUAUAUUAAAACUCCUGGAUAAAAGAACAGAUACAAUGUUUUACUACAAAUGAAUCUCUCAUACAAUGUGAGAAGCCAUUUCAAUAAUCUGGACCAAGUGUGGGAUGGCUGAGAGUGUACACACAAUGGAGGACUCUGAUGAGGAGAAUUUCUACGAUGCAUCUGAUUCCUUCCUUGAUCUUUACUGUGAAGGAGGAGAGUACACUUCACCAACGCCACAGUCUGAAUAUGUUCCUCCACCAGGAGAAGUAACAGUUCUCAAUGCUGGCCAGGAGACUGUUUCUCUUGGCUUACAACUCACUAAUUACUCUGUUGGGUACAGACUGCAAAUAGAUUACUCCUGUGACACACAGAGAGGCAGUUUGAUCUCACAGGACUCCAGCACUGUGAAGGUUGAGGGACUGCAUCCUGGGACUGAGUAUACUUUCAGCAUCAUAAGGAUUGCAGACAAUGGAAAUCAAAGCAAAGCAACUUCGCUUUGUGUCUUCACAGAGCCCUGUCCUCCUGUGCAGAUAACAGUCGAUCACGUCAGCAGUGAGUCACUGUCUCUGAGAUGGGACACUCCUCCUGGCGAAGUGGGAAGUUACAUUGUGACUUGUAGCAGUGAGGGAGAAAUUGUGCAAGAGAUGACAACGGACAUAAACAACCUGACUCUCAGCAAGCUGAAGCCAGGAGCGUGUUACUCUCUCCAAGUUUCUGCAAAGCUUAGAAGUGGAAGAAUAAGCAAGCCAGCCGUAACAUCUGCCCACACAAAGACAGACCUAGAGAGCUUAAUGGAGGAUCUGGGGUUGGAGCACCACUACACCCUGUGCACAAUUCUUCAGAUUGACCAGAAGACCAUUUCUGAUGAACCUGCCAAGUGUAAUUCAGAUCUUCAAUGGUAUUUUCUAAAGAAAUUGAUGAUGGUAAAUGCGACUGCUAGAAAUGUGAAAUGUACAUCAGAAUGUGAAUCAAACUGUGAAGAUCUGUCAGGAAAUACGGAGUUAAAUCUUCAUAAUCUGGUGAACAGUACAGAUUCAGGUGACAUGCUAAACCCCCUUGACAUAAUCACUGCUCUCUUUCUGUGUUCUGAUGGUUUUGUACAACAGGAAAUGGCACUCAAAAUGUCUAUGUGUCAGUUUUCUGUGCCUCUGCUGCUUCCUAAUUGUGACACAAAGCAGUGCACACUCAUGCUUUGGGCCAUGAGAGACAUUGUGAAAAAGUACAGACCUCAGAAACUGUUAGAAUCCAAGGGUUUUAUUGAAGACAGGAUUGUUGUCUCUGAACUUCCAAUGAUAUCAUUUGUGAGACUGGGGGAGUGCUCAUUGUCCAAGUCUGAGACCCUCAAUAAGCUUCUCAGCAAUUCUCAGCAGUACCAUGACACAUUUAUUCACCGUAACAUGGAGUGUGGUGACAGUUCAAGGAGAAUAUCCAAUGGAUUGGCUGAAGUUACUUGGUACCUUCCUUGUGGGAACAAAAACUUGGAUAUUUUCAGUGAGCCUGUAGCUGUAGCUAACCUUCGUGGGGACAUUGCUUCCUUUGAAACACAAUUUUCUUUUUUGUGUCAGACAUCUGCAGCAGUGUUUGUGUUCUUUGACAAUUUGGACUCUGAGUGCGAGCUGCUUAUCAACCAACACCACAAGGCACAGAUCUUCUUAGUGGGCAACCAUCAAAGCCAGAGCUUCAGUUUAGAUGCUCUUACUAGGUUAGCGAGAAAGUUGGGUUUGACUAACAGCAACAUCCUUUUGAAGGCUAAGCACAUGAAUAAUGCAGACUUCAUCAAACAUCUGCGGAAAACAGUCAGCAAUGUAGUUGAGAACACAAAGAUGAAGAUGGGGAUUGAGCAGAUGGCUGACAUUGCCCAUGAAUUAGGUAUCUUGGUGGAUGAGGACUGUGCAGAGUGCCAGACUGCCAAGAAAAAUGCAGAUGCCAUCACUGCAGAAAUUCAAGACACCCUUAAAUACAAAGAAGCUCAGCUUCCCUUGCAGGGCCAAAUAUGGAAGGAACUGACUCUCGUAGAGAAGGAAGAAUUUCGCCUUCGAAAAGUUGGGUCUGAAAACAUAGAAAAGUACAAAAGUGAUCUUCAGAUACAGAAAAUAAAACUUCGGGAAAAACAGAACUCUUAUGACAUGUCAAACGCUAUGACAUGUUUCAUCAACGCAAUAUCAAGCCCAGGGAUAGAGAGGAGCUAUUUCCUGAAAUGGAUGCGAAUGAACCUCGAUAACCUGUCUCGAGAAAAACUGUCUGGCCUCAGGGAGCAGUACAAAAAGAAAUGUGAAAAUUCUGAAAACAAAGAGGAGAUCAAAGAAAUUGACAGACAACUUUCCAACAGCUCACUGGGGACUGAACACUUCUUCCGUGAAAUGGGUCAGAUCUAUGAAGCUUCAGUUUCCCUUCCAGAAACAGACCCAUCACGUCAACAAUUACAGCAUCUGCCCAGACUAUGCGCAGAAUUGUUGCUUGAUGGAUUUCCCCUUGAGCUUGUAGAUGGAGAUGCAUCCAACAUACCUCUCAGAUGGGUGAGUGACGUUCUCUCUCAGCUCAAUGACUUGGUGUCUCCUAAGAGCAAGAUACUGGUAGUCACAGUUCUUGGAGUUCAGAGCACAGGAAAGUCCACUCUCCUCAACACCAUGUUUGGAGUGCAGUUUGCAGUCAGCAGUGGUCGAUGCACUCGAGGUGCGUUUAUGUUGCUGAUCAGAAUCAAUGAAGAUGUCAAAAAAGAACUCAACUGUGACUUCAUGGUGAUCAUUGACACUGAGGGCUUAAAGUCACCAGAGCUUGCUCAACUGGACAAUAGCCAUGAGCACGACAACGAGCUUGCAACACUUGUUGUGGGGCUGAGUGAUAUCACCAUCAUCAAUAUUGCAAUGGAGAAUUCAACAGAAAUGAAGGACAUCCUACAAAUAGUUGUGCAUGCUUUUCUCAGGAUGAAAGAGGUGGGCAAAAAGCCCAAAUGUAUGUUUGUUCACCAGAAUGUGUCAGAUGUUUCAGCCCAUGACAAGAACUUACGAGACAGGAAACUGCUCUUGCAGCAGCUAAACGAGAUGACCCAGGCAGCAGCCAAGAUGGAAAAGAAAGAGGAGAACAAGAGCUUCACUGAUGUGAUGGAGUACAGUCCCGACACUGGGAACUGGUACAUUCCUGGACUCUGGAAUGGAAACCCACCAAUGGCACCAGUCAAUGCAGGGUACAGUGAGGCCGUUUAUGAGCUCAAGAAGAACAUCAUCCAAAUUUUGGGAAGGUGUGAGUCAUCUGCUAAUAAUAUCAUGGAGUUUACCGAGUGGAUGAAAAGCCUGUGGAAUGCAGUAAAGCAUGAAAACUUCAUCUUCAGCUUCAGAAACAGCCUAGUGGCUGAUGCAUACAUGAGGCUGUGCACAGAGUUCAACAAAUGGGAAUGGGAAUUCAAAAAAGAAAUGUAUUCAUGGGUUACAAAUGCUGAAACAAGAAUUUCAAAUUUCGGCACAGUUGCUGUGAAAUCUGAGUUAUCUGACAUGAAAGAACUUCUCACUCUUUUGAAAAGUGAAGCUUGCACAGAGCUGACUAAAUGGGAGUCAAAAAUUCUUGGAAAUUUAAAACAGUACUUUGAGCAAACAGAGGGUCAUGUGUAUCUAGUUGAAGGAUACAAAGAGGAAUUUGCAAGCAGUGCAAAGAGCCUUCGUCGAGAAAUGGAGAGCUCUGUAUAUAAUCAACUCACAGCAGCAGCUGACAUCAGACAGGGAAUGACAGAACUUGACAGAAUCAAGGAGAACCACACAAAAGAAUUAGAGGGGAGAGUGCGUCAGCUGAUUGAGGAAUGUCGGGGAAGAAAAGUCCAGAUGACAGACAAAGAGCUAGACCAAGAAUUUGAUAAGAUGUGGGAUAAAAUAGUAGAGGAACUAUCUUUUUCUAAACAAAAGGCCAAAAAUGUCUUCACAAAUGUCUCCUUGUACCUCAGAGAAAAUCUAUCAUGUAAGGGGAGUCAUGCAUGUGAAUUAUUAAGUCAAAAAAGGCUGAAAGAUUGUGGACUGAUUCCUUUCAAAUAUACAGUGGAAGGAAAUUGGAACCAGUUAAAACACAAAGCCUGCCAGUUGUUCAACAUUAAAGAUCAUGUGAUGGCUUCACAGAACAUGGCUGACAGCAUCAUAGAUGCUUGCACACAGUUUGUGACUGAAAAAAUGGAAAGGAAAAACAAUUACCAUGACACUUACAUCCAGGAGAUCCUACACAUGAUUGAUGAGCGGCUGCAGAACAGUCAGAGUGUUAAGACCACUGAGUUUGAAGUUUCUCUAAAACAGCACAUCUGUGGAGUUGCAGCCAGACAGUUUCAGAAAAUGCAUGAAGAUUUCAUACGUGCUAAUGAUCCUUACAGAUGUCUGAAUCGAAACAAAGAAAAGUUUUGUGUUGAUUUCAAAGACGUGUUCCAUGAACGAGACCAGUGCCAGAAGAAGGCAGAAGAAUUCACAAGCCGCUGCUUGAGGCCUGCAGUCGAAGACUUUGUCAACCGUUCAUUGGGUCCUGAUAUUAUUGGUGAAAUGCUGACACAGUUUCCAUUCAGCACACGAAUGUUCUUCCAGUAUUCAGUUUUACUGGAUUUGCUCUCAAAGGAUGACUUUGAAAACUAUAAGAGCUACAUUUGCUCAUAUGAGGAUCAUGUAAAGAAAUGGACACACAAACAAAUAAAAGAACACUUUUCAAAGGGUGAUAAAGUUUUUGAGUUUGAGGAUCGGCAUGUUCUGUCAAGUAUCAGCAGCAUAAAUGAUGCUAUCAACAAAGCUAAAACAGAAAAGAGUGGUAACAUGAAGACAUUUGUUGAAGAUGUCUGUCAAGAACUUGGUGAUAAACUGGUCAUUUCCCAGGAUGCUCUUGGUGCUUUCAUGAUCCUGAACAAUGCCGACCAGGAACAGUUUGCUCACUGGCUCACUGAGUGUGUGAAGGACAUGGCACAGGCUCUUACAGAGAAGUUUAAAACAGAAACCAUCCAAAUGAAACUGAAAAAUCUUCAUGUGAAGCCCCAGAACGAGCUUUUCACCCAGGUGAUUGGAUGUGGGAAACAGUGUCCAUUCUGCAAAGCUCCUUGUGACGCAGGAGCAAGUAAACAUGGAGCGCACUUUGCUAAACUACAUCGGCCAGAGGGUCUGGGUAGAUUCAGGUGGGAUGGGACAGAAAAACUUGUCAUUGACAUAUGCUCGUCCUUGGUGAACAGUGAUAUGCGUUUUUGCUGUGAUGCUACAAAAGGUGAAUGGCACCCUUACAGGAACUACAGAGAAAUUUUCCCAGACUGGAUAAUCCAGUCAGAUGUAAGUUUAGAGGCGUCAGACUACUGGAAAUAUGUACUGGCAAAGUUCAACAAGGAGUUUGCUGAAGCAUAUAAUGCAGAGCCUGCUGAUAUUCCUGAAACUUGGAAAACAAUCACACAUAAGCAAGCAGAAGCGAGCCUCAAAGAGUCGUUUAACAUGAAGUGAGAGAACACAUGCUUUGUGGUUACAGAGGUGCACAUGUUCCUCCAUACAUUCAGAAGAAAAUCACAAGUUGUAACAUGGUUAAAGAUAGUAUCAGUAGACACAUGUUUUAUGUGUUUAUGUGUUUCAUGUUUAUUAAAAAUAAUCUGCUUUACCUGUAAGUGUUUACUACAUUUUAAAAUACUUUCUUUAUUGUACAUGUUAGGAGCACGUUAGAAACAUACCAAAUGUUUCCAAUUUGAUUAAAUCUGACUUUGAAUUCAUCAAUUUUGUGUGACAGAUGAAGUCAUCAUAUUGCCACUUCGAAAAUGUACAGUUAAUCAAAGUAGUAGUAGUAAAGCGAUUUUUUCUUUUAUCAUAUAUGAUCUGAUAUGAAAUCUUUUAUUGAUGGUUUUUGUGAAGUAUCUGAUGUCACGUAUUUACAUUUUAUUUUAAUAGGAUAGGCGAUUGUUUGCUUGGAAUUCACAAUCUGUUUUUGUUUCUGUGAAGUACCUGAUGCAAAAUAUUGUAUGAAAUGUGUAGCAGACCUAAAAAUUUUUAAUUAUGCAUUUUAAUAAAUUUAUGAGAAUUGAUACCCAA
Molecule: messenger RNA, 6065 nt
Organism: Micropterus salmoides (largemouth bass)
Lineage: Eukaryota; Metazoa; Chordata; Actinopteri; Centrarchiformes; Centrarchidae
Product: interferon-induced very large GTPase 1-like
Molecular function (GO): GTP binding; protein binding
Source: RefSeq, a predicted model, not a curated record